AUGAUAAGUGGAGCGUUUGGACUAAGAAUGUCUCCCUCUGAGUCAUCCUUUCUACCAUUCGAUCCAUCUGUGUGUCUGCCUGAUCGUCCUUCUGAGAGUCCAAGUGAAGAAAAAGACAAAUGGAAAAAAAAAGACCAUUCAUGUCAACUUUGCAGAUUGUGAGGUAUCCAUCCCAGGCAGACAGAGCAGAACAGAGGGGGGAGAACUGAGGGGGAGGAGGGACUGGUGGCAUCGCUCAAUAGAUUCCUCAUGCAUGCCUGGUUUUUCUGGCCAGCUUUAGUCAGGCUUCCUGUGGACGAUGGCUUCCUCUGCAGCAUGGAUGCUGUGGAUUCUGUCUGCAGCUUUCACCUCUCUAGAGAACGCCGCACUCCGGGUCUUGGUGAGGGAGUCCAGCCUGGAGGUGGUGAGAGGCGAUCUUGUCAUCCUCCCCUGCUCCUUCUUCACCUCCUCCCACCUCUCCAGACUCAACAUUAUCUGGACCAUGGCUCCUCUCUCCAGCCCAGAGAGUCCCAUACAGGUGAUCGUGUUUGACCACGGCCAGGUGAUCGAGAACCCCUCCCUCAUUAGCAGGGUGGCUUUUACAGGUCUACCCGUGAGUGCCGACAUUGUCCUCAAUAACACCCAAGUGUCGGAUGCUGGAGUCUACAGAUGUAUGGUCAACAACCCACCGGAGGCUGCAGAUCCUGGCAUAGGAGAGCUGGUGCUGAAUGUUCUGGAGCCACCCUCACUGCCCAUCUGCCAGUGGGAUGGAGAUCUGCAGCUGGGAGGCAGCGUCAGGCUCUCCUGCUCUGUGGCAGAGGGGGUCCCCGCUCCGGACAUCCGCUGGGCCAAGGUGGCCCCCGAGGAAAUCCCACUUCCUGUCAACAGGGAGGGGGAAUUUUCCGGCUCAGUGCGGAUCGUGAACGUGUCCUCUCAGAUGUCCGGUUUGUACCGGUGCUCGGCCUCCAACGUCCUGGGAACAGAGAACUGCUAUAUCAACCUGUCAAUCUACACCACUCAAGUCGGCCCCUCCGGCCUUCUGCAGGCCGUCCUGCUGACGCUGGCCAUGAGCCUCCUGCUACUGGCCCUGCUGAUGCUCAUCCUAUGGCUUCAUCGCACUGGACAGGACGGAAGGAGGCGAGGAAGGAAAGCUGAAGAGGAGGAGUGUUAUAAUGAAAUACGGUACACCCCCUCAUUGAUGAAACGCUCCUUUGUCUGAGUUCUCCCUGUGAAAACAGAAAAACUACAAAUUAACCCGAGUUCUUGUGUGUCUGAGGAUGUGUCACUGCCUAGCUGUACAUCUUAUUUUGAAAUAAACAAUCAGCGUCUGA
Oryzias latipes (Japanese medaka) is the source of this 1310-nucleotide messenger RNA. Its product is annotated as immunoglobulin superfamily member 11. The record is from RefSeq and is a predicted model, not a curated record. Lineage: Eukaryota; Metazoa; Chordata; Actinopteri; Beloniformes; Adrianichthyidae.